Chelmon rostratus (copperband butterflyfish) is the source of this 1861-nucleotide messenger RNA. It is a transcript of the gene carnmt1, whose product is annotated as carnosine N-methyltransferase 1. The transcript has 8 exons. Gene Ontology annotation, molecular function: S-adenosylmethionine-dependent methyltransferase activity. NCBI's taxonomy places the organism in Eukaryota, Metazoa, Chordata, Actinopteri, Chaetodontiformes, Chaetodontidae. The coding region runs from base 1 to 1233 and encodes 410 amino acids. The record is from RefSeq and is a predicted model, not a curated record.
AUGGCCGAAACAGCAGGAGAGGCACCGCUAGAAGGACCAUAUUAUCACAAAGAGAGAAUAAAAUGCAGCCCCGAGGAGGAGGCCAGGCUGGAGAGGCAGCAUUUCUGGAGAAUAGUCGAUGCUUUUAGAUUUUACAGGGUUCAUGUCGAGGAUCAGGUCAAGCGUGCCGAGCGUCAGUUUCGAAGCCUACCGCAGCACCACCAGAAUUUGCUGCCAGAUGUUUUGUCCAACCUAACCCGGAUCAGCCAGUGUGCUGACCACAACCAGGAGCUGCUGCAGGCCAUCAUUCACAACAGCCUCCACAUGUUUGAGAACAUCGAGUACGGCGAGAGGGAGGAUCCGCGGAAGGUCCGCCCAUCCACCACCUUUGACAUGGACAAGCUUAAGUCCACUAUAAAGCAGUUUGUCAGAGACUGGAGCGAGGUGGGCCGGGCUGAGAGGGAUUCCUGCUACCGGCCGAUCAUUGAAGAGAUCCAGAGACUCUUCCCAAGUGACCAGUAUGAUGUGUCUAAGGUGAGCGUGCUGGUUCCGGGUGCUGGGCUUGGCCGUCUGGCCUGGGAGAUCGCUCGGCUGGGCUAUAUUUGCCAGGGCAACGAGUGGAGCUUCUUCAUGCUCUUCUCUUCAAACUUCGUUCUCAAUAGGUGUGAACAGGUGAACUCUCUGACCGUGUACCCCUGGAUCCACCAGUUCAGCAACAACAAGAAAUCCUCCGACCAAACACGACCGAUCAGAUUCCCUGAUGUGAACCCUCAGAGCUUACCACUAAAUGCAGACUUCUCCAUGGUAGCAGGGGACUUUGUGGAGGUCUACAGUGACUCAGAUUCCUGGGACUGUGUGGCUACCUGCUUCUUUAUUGACACGGCUCAUAAUGUCAUUGAGUAUGUGGAGACUAUCUGGAAGAUUCUGAAGCCUGGUGGAGUGUGGAUCAACUUGGGUCCACUGCUGUACCACUUUGAGAACAUGGCCAAUGAGCUCUCAGUUGAACUUAGCUACCAAGACAUUAGGACAGCAAUCAUUAACUUUGGCUUCCACAUGGAGGUGGAGAGAGAGUCGGUUCAGACCACCUACACAGAGAACGACCGCUCUAUGUUGAGAUACAUUUACGACUGCGUCUUCUUUGUGGCACGAAAACCGGCAGACCUUUAUUUUAACGGUCAAGAGGACGACCAGCAACCGAUUUCUCCACCGGCCGCUAAGUCACCGCGGCGAGAAGAUGCCGACGGCCUGACGUGACAGGAAAUCUCUGACACAAACGGUUAACGUGCAGGACUGAGUGAAGAUUAGGCUGACAAGAAGAAAAAAACAGUGGACAUAAAUUUUCUUUUUUUGCCAUAUAUAUUUUUUUAUGAUGCAUCUCCUGGAGAAAUGUGCCCAACCCUGCAGGCCCGGUUUAAUCUUUCUGGGAAUAUGGCUCUAAUUGUCGAAUGUAAUAUGAAACAGUAAUAUGUUGUGAGUAACAGCUGGAAAACAUCUAAAUACUCUUCAUCUCGUCAUACCUGGGUGUCAGAUGAGUCCGUGACCCGAUGCGUCUUUGUUUUAGUGGUUUGUGUGUCAGCAGCAAGCUGAAGAGUAGAGUUCUUUUAACUGCGGUCUUACUAAUUCUCAUGUCCAUUGACUUUAACUGCCUGAGAGAGAGAGAGAGAGAGAGUGUGUGUGCGUGUGUGUGUGUGCGUGUGUGUGCGUGCGUGCGCUUUUGAAAUCUAUUUAUUUUUUCAAGUACGGUGCCAUGUGGGUCUCCUCGUGCAUUUCUCAUCAGUCAGCACUGAAAAUGUACUCAGAACAUGUUUCAGUUUUUCAGGAGUAAUUUGUGUAAAUCAACUUUUUUGGUUUCUAAUCGCACUUUGGAAUAAAGCUAAACAUU